AGUUUUCAGAUGAGCACCCCGGUCAUCGACAGAGAAGCUGGGGGCCCCGAGUCGUAAAAUGUGGCUUAGGCAGUGUGAAAGAAGGGCAUGUAUUUCCCCCUGGGUCGCAAGUCCGGCCCCAGGCCCGCCUCCGCGCUGGAUUCUUAAAGGGCCCGAGGACUCGGGGGGCGGAGCCAGCAAAGGCGCCGUGCCGACCCGGGACCGGUCCGGGGCCGAGCCGGGGCGAGCGGCCGGAGCGGACCGGGCUGGGCCGCGGUUGGUGGUGGCCAUGGCGCGAGUCCCGGCGGCGCCCCGAGCGAGUUCCUGAGUUCGUAUCAGGCAGGUGACACAGACUUCCCGCAGUUCCCAGCAUGUGGGCAAGCCUGGGCCCUGCUGUCACAUUGGCCCUCGUGUUGGCAGUGGUAUGGGCCUCAGAGCUCAAACCCACAGCACCACCCAUCUUCACAGGCCGGCCCUUUGUGGUAGCAUGGGACGUGCCCACACAGGACUGUGGCCCACGCCUCAAGGUGCCACUAGACCGGAAGGACCUGAUGGACUUUGACGUGCAGGCCUCACCGAAUGAGGGUUUUGUGAACCAGAACAUCACCAUCUUCUACCGUGACCGUCUGGGCUUGUAUCCACGCUUCGAUGCAGCAGGGAAGCCUGUGCACGGAGGUGUGCCCCAGAAUGGCAGCCUCUGGGCACACCUGAAGAUGCUGCAGGAACAUGUGGAGCACUACAUUCGCACCCCGGAGCCGGCAGGCCUGGCAGUCAUCGACUGGGAAGACUGGCGGCCUGUGUGGGUGCGCAACUGGCAGGACAAGGACAUAUACCGCCGCUUUUCACGCCAGUUGGUGGCCCGUCAGCACCCUGACUGGUCGUCAGAUCGUGUGGUCAAGGAGGCUCAGUACGAGUUUGAGAUUGCUGCCCGGGAGUUCAUGCUGGAGACUCUGCGCUUUGUCAAGGCAGUGCGGCCUCAGCACCUCUGGGGCUUCUACCUCUUCCCUGACUGUUACAACCACGAUUACGUGCAGAACUGGGAGAGCUACACAGGCCGCUGCCCUGAUGUUGAGGUCUCUCGAAACGACCAGCUGGCCUGGCUGUGGGCCGAGAGCACGGCCCUCUUCCCCUCUGUCUACCUAGAUGAGACUCUUGCUUCCUCUGUCCAGGGUCGCAACUUUGUCAGCUUCCGCGUUCAGGAGGCCCUUCGUGUGGCACACACCCACCAUGCCAACCAUGCACUCCCCGUCUAUGUCUUCACUAGACCCACCUAUAGCCGCACGCUCACAGGGCUUAGCCAGAUGGAUCUCAUCUCCACCAUUGGCGAGAGUGCGGCCCUGGGUGCAGCUGGUGUCAUCCUCUGGGGCGAUGCUGGGUACACCACCAGCAAUAAGACGUGCCAGUACCUCAAGGACUACCUGACGAGGAUGCUGGUACCCUACAUCGCCAACGUGUCCUGGGCGGCCCAUUACUGCAGCUGGUCACAGUGCCACAGCCACGGGCGCUGUGUGCGCCGCGACCCCAGCGCCAGUGCCUUCCUGCACCUCAGUGCCAGCAGCUUCCGGCUCGUGCCUGGCCACACCCCUGGUGAGCCCCAGCUGCAUCCAGAGGGGGAGCUCAGCCGUGCCGACCGCAUCCACCUGCAAACACAUUUUCGCUGCCAGUGCUAUCUGGGCUGGGGCGGUGAGCAGUGUCAGUGGGAUCGAAGAGGGGCUGCUGGAGGUGCCAGUCGGGCCUGGGCUGGGUCCCAUGCCACUGGCCUGCUGGUUUUAGCAGCACUGGUUUCCCCCUGGACUUUGUAGGAGUCUUUCACCUGGCUGCCGGCCAAACUGGCCUCUGCCGCCAAGGCCCUGCCAAGCUUGCAGCAGCUUGUAGAGGGUAGACAAGCUGAAGUUGGGAGGGGGCAGUGCCCCUGAGAUGUCCAGUGUAGUACUCAUACCAGCACUCACCCCCCUGUUCUAAGGGGGAGGGGUGGUCCCUGCAGAGGGGAAUAGGGGCAAAGGAGGGCCGGGGAACUUGAAUGUACUCCCCUGUGCCUGGAUAGUUUCUUAUUAUUAUUGUUAUUAUUGUUAUUAUUAUUAUUAUUAUUAUUGGGGUGGUCUCUUUUGUAAAUUAAAUAUAAAACAACUGCUUCUGCGCUUGAACUAUAGCACCUGGGUGAGGGCAUAUGAGAGAUUCCGGGGUUUUCUAUGAGUUUUGUCACAUCUUGCUGGGGUCGCUUCUGUAAACUGUGCUCCCCGGGAGCUACAGCUAUGCUGCUGGGCCCGCCCUGGGAGUGGAAGGACUCACAUUCUGUCUCAACACCACACACUUUGCUUCCUCCGUGUGGGUUGCACAGGCAUUGGGUCAACUGUGUGUGUGUGUGUGAGAGGGGUGGGGCCCUUUGUGUUUCUCCUAUUGCCCCUGUGCCCCCAGCUGGCCCAGUGCCAGCGCCUCGCCUUGCCCACCCAAGGAGAAAGGGGGAGUGGUGUUUGAUCUUCUGGCUGGGCAGGCGGCCAGCCCAGUUCUCCCUGCUGUUCGCACAGGCAGGGGUGCCUCCUCCGCUCUGC
Messenger RNA from Sorex araneus (European shrew), 2528 nucleotides. RefSeq names its product hyaluronidase 2 (gene HYAL2). Gene Ontology annotation, molecular function: hyaluronoglucuronidase activity; hyalurononglucosaminidase activity. The transcript has 4 exons. Gene Ontology annotation, biological process: hyaluronan catabolic process; carbohydrate metabolic process. The coding region runs from base 351 to 1781 and encodes 476 amino acids. The record is from RefSeq and is a predicted model, not a curated record. NCBI's taxonomy places the organism in Eukaryota, Metazoa, Chordata, Mammalia, Eulipotyphla, Soricidae.